CUGUUUGAUUGCUUCAUGACGACUCUAGUACUUUGAACUUGAGUUCACAUAAGAGAGAGAACAGAUGAAAGAGCUGAGAGGGGAGUCUGAGUCUCUUACUGCCGUUUGUGCACAGAAUAGUGUCUGCAGAGCUUCAAAGACCACACAUACGGAAACAGACCUUCCAUAGGCUACAGUGCUAUGGGCCCAUCCACCCCUCAGAAGCACCUCCAGCUCCUGGUCCUGCUCGUCUCCAUGUCCGCCCUGGUCUGUGAUGGAGGCAAGGUGCUGGUGGUCCCCAUGGAAGGCAGUCACUGGGUCAACAUGGACUUCCUCAUCCGGGCCCUGCACCAGCGAGGCCACACCGCCACCGUGCUGCGCUCCAGCAAGAGCUGGUACGUGAAGGAGCGGGCGCCCCACUACGCCGCCGUCACCGUGCCCGUGAGCCGGGGCCUCGACGAGGACUUUGUGAACCCCGUCAUCAAGAGACUGAUCGAGGCCCAGCGGAGCAACAGCUCCAUGCUCAACUUCAUGGGCCUGCACGCAGAGAUGUUCAACACCAUGGUCAGAGCUCACCAAAUCACGUGCGAAAUGGCCACUAGUAUUUUCGAGGACAAGGCCUUGAUGAAGACUCUGAAUGAGAGCCGGUUUGAUCUGGUUCUGACCGACCCCUGUGUUGGCACCGGUAUAAUGUUGGCUCAUCAUCUCCACCUACCCCUGGUCUACAACGUGAGGUGGAUCACAGGAGGAGAAGGGCAUUUUGCAAUCGCACCCUCGCCACUGUCCUAUAUCCCACUGACCGGACUGGGCUUCUCUGACAAAAUGCCAUUUCUUGACAGGACUAAGAACGUGCUCUUUUACCUGUUGAACGAGUUUCAUCAAUGGCUCAGAAUCACGCCACAGUACCAGGCCGUCUGCGACCGCUACUUUUCCCCGAGGGUCAACUUCUUUGAGCUACUGCAGGCGGCAGAUAUCUGGCUGAUGAGGGUCGAUUUCGUGUUUGAGUUCCCGCGCCCGACGAUGCCCAACGUCGUCUACAUGGGCGGCUUCCAGUGUGUGCCGGCGAAGGCACUCCCCGAGGAACUUGAGCUGUUUGUCGAAAGCUCGGGCGAACACGGCGUCAUCAUCAUGUCCCUCGGCACGUUUGUGAAAGAGUUGCCUGCGGACAUGACCGACGAGAUAGCUGCUGCAUUCGCACAGCUGCCUCAGAAGAUCAUAUGGAGGUUCCCUGGCGACAGACUGCCCUCUGCAUUGGGCAACAACACCCUACUGGUCAAUUGGAUGCCUCAGAAUGAUCUGCUGGGCCACCCAAAAGUAAAACUCUUCGUAGCUCACGGAGGAACGAACGGCAUUCAGGAGGCGAUUUACCACGGGGUGCCGGUAGUAGGGUUGCCUCUCUACUCCGACCAGUUGGACAACCUUGUCCGGCUUCAGGAGCGCGGAGCAGCAAAGAUUCUGUCCAUCGCCACGGUGAACCGAGCCAACUUCUUGCAGGCGUUACAGCAAGUUCUCCAUGAGCAGUCCUACCGCGAUAACAUGCUGAGACUGUCCAAACUGCACCGCGAUCAGCCCAUGAAGCCGCUGGACCGAGCCCUCUUCUGGAUCGAGUUUGUCAUGAGACACAGAGGGGCAGGCCAUUUGAGGACAGAGUCCUACAAGUUACCUUGGUAUUCGUACUACUCUAUUGAUGUGGCGUUGGCUUUGUUGACUGUUAUGUUGUUGCUAUGUUACAUUCUGACUCUUCUUGUGGUUGCGGUGGUUAGAUGUUUGUGUGUAAGACUUUGUUGCCGGGAGAGGAAAAGCAAAAAGGAAUAAGUUAUAUGUUCACAAGUCUAAUAUGUAUUGAACGGUUACAAAGACUGACAAUUUACCAGAGGAAUAACAGGGGACUGAAACACACUGCACAAUCUAACAGGGAGUGAGUUAAUAAUCUUGUUAGUGAAAUGGGUCUCAGCAUUUCUCAUCUUGCUUCGUGUUGUGGUUGAGCACGUCUGCCAAAAUGAGAUUUCAAAAUGAACAUCCCAAAUCAGUCAUGAAACAGAGAGCUUGUUGUAAAUGAAUGUGACCCAUCACAUAUCACCAGGAAUAGAGCUGCAAAAACGAGACGCCUCUAACUUCCUGCUGGAAUUGAAUUUCUCACCUCAAGAAACUCACGUUUUUAGACUAGAAAAGGUAGGUUUUUCGGCGAAAU
This is a messenger RNA of Sardina pilchardus (European sardine), 2170 nucleotides long. Its product is annotated as UDP-glucuronosyltransferase 2B31-like. The record is from RefSeq and is a predicted model, not a curated record. The transcript has 2 exons. Gene Ontology annotation, molecular function: UDP-glycosyltransferase activity. Bases 181 to 1794 code for a protein of 537 amino acids. Lineage: Eukaryota; Metazoa; Chordata; Actinopteri; Clupeiformes; Clupeidae.